AAAGAGGUGAUGAGAGGAGUGAAGUUCUCCAAUUCACUGGGACAGCGUAUGAUAGCUGGGGAAGAGUAAAGAGCACACAGGCAGAUCCAGGAUACUCGCUCAGAAGAUGAGCGUUGUUCCCAUGAGGAGAGUCCUGAAUGACAACGUGGGCUCCGGCGAGGAUGUGAAUACGAGCUCUGGGAUGGAGAAGGCGAUCAGCAAGGAGCCUUUCUCCUCCCUGCUCCCUCGACUGCAUUCAUCUUCUCAUUCUACAGCCUAUCAUCUAUCUGAUCAGGUUUACCUACAGGCUGCAGAUAUUUUCCAGCAGCUGUGUAGAGACAAGCCAGCCAGCCAACAUCAGCGUCUACAUUAUGGAAAAAAGACGGAAACAUCGCUGCUCAAGAGCGGGGACAAAACCAUGGAGAAGCAUGCCUUCCAGCUCGCCUUUAACACACUUAAAUAUCAAGAUUUACUCGAGGACAUCAUCUCCGACAGCUGCUUCCAUACUUCACAGCAUAUUUCUGACGACUUGCUGCCUUUGGCGAUGGUGAUGCUGUUCGACUUUCAGGACAAAAAGUUUUCUCCGUGUGAACGUCCAACGAUAGAAGAGCAAGAACCCAUCCAGGAAGUCAGGAACCUGGAGAAAAGUCUGCACAGGUGUAAGACCAAGCUGGCUGCCUCUCUAGCUCGCUGCAGAGUGAAGCAGAAUCUGCAGAGUAUCUCCUGCUUCCUGUCCGACAGUGUCAGGACCAAACAGCAGCGAGCAAGAGGUCUGCCACUGUGCGCAUGGAUCAAUACUCUCAAGAUCAGUCUUGACGAGAUGUGUGAAGCGUUACAAAGCGCCGGUUUGUGUCAAGCGGAGAACGUGACCGAACUCAAGGAGUCCACGUUCUGUAGGGACCCCCUCUGUCCCGACACACUCAUCUUCUCGCAGCAUCUUCAAGCUUGGCUCCAGCACAGCAGCCUCACCGCCACACGUGUGCUGAACAUACAGGACAGGAGCGUGUGCGUGGCAGCAAGUGUGUUACGCCCCCUGCUGUUUGAUAAAAGUGACAUCCUGCUAGCAGGGGCCUUCUCAGCCAUGACCGUGGCACACGUCGCUGUUGUGGCUGCUGCCCGCUCGGUCCGAGUGCUGGUGUGUGGUGCUGAGCACAACCCCUCACACAAAGAGGAGAUCCAGGAACUGCUCAAACAGAUGGACUUAAAAAAUGUUCGUGUCCUGUCACAAGUGUUUUACGGUCUGGAUGACGGAGAUGCCACCAUCCAGCGAGUAAAGGUCAUCAUGGUGCUGCCUCAGUGCUCGUCCUCUGCCCUUAACGACCCGGUGCCCACUAUCCACAGUGAACACGGAGACUGGGGUCUGCUGCCAGAUUUGUCCCAUGGUUCUGUUUCCAAGAGAAAAAUAAACUCUCUGACCGCCCAGCAGGCAAAACUGCUGGCACACGCUCUCACCUUCCCAAAGGUUCAGACUGUGGUCUACUGCACACGCUCAGUGUAUCCCGAGGAAAACGAACAGCUGGUGAAGAGAGUGUUAGAGAAAACACACACUCACCCCAAACUGCUGCCCUACAGGGUGAAUGGUCCAAUUUUCCCAGACGACUCCUCGUCAGGAGGCGAAACGGACUCACACAAGUUUUUCAGGCUCGAACCAUCGAAGGUCACCAACGGCUGCUUCGUCGCCAGACUGUCCCGACAGGCAGAUCCAACUAAGGUGGAAACGGUCCAAGAUGUGCUGGCAAGGGCGGCGGCAAAGGGCCUCCUGGGUGGAAUGAUUCCCGAACAAUCAAAAGCUGCUAAAAAGGGGAAAAGCAAGAAGAAUCGAGCAGCAUCAGCCAGCAGCAAACCUUCAUCCUCCUCCAGCCUCGAGAGGGAGAUGGGAGGAGAGCUGGCAAAUGGACGAGAUCCAUUCACACCUUCAGGAGAUGAAGAGGAGAAAGGCGAGGGAGACUCUAAAGAUGGUGUUGAAGAGGAGGAGGAGGAAAAAGUGGGUGAGACAGAGAAAGAGGGGGAAAAGAAGAGGAGGGGGCAUAAAGGGCGUAAGCGAAAAGGCCAUCCAAAGCAAAGCAAGAAGACUACUGUCUCUACGCAUGAACCUAAAGGCCACAAGAAGAAACAGACAAAGAAAAAAGUCAACCAAUCACAUCACAAGAGGCGUCGGACGAAAAGCAAACCGAGACGAAUACCUCGCCUUACACUAGCUUUAAUGUCCUCUGCAAAACCCUCCAACCACUUGUCUCCAAUCACAGCUCUGGCACAGAGGAUGAGCAUCAAUCCAGCGUUUAAAUCACAGCAGACAUUACUCAGCACGCCUUCCCCCGCUGGAAAGCAUCCUUCAGCCGCUCUUCCUGCCAUACCCGCUCCCCACACAGCCUCCACGGGACUAAACAAACAGCCUGAAAGAGCACAGGAAACAUCGAAGGACGCAGCUAAACCAGCAAAAGAGGCGGUAAGAGCUGACAAUGUGAGGCUGCCACCAAUCUCCUCCACCUCCUCCACCUCUCUGCGCAGCAGGAGUGGCAGUUCUGGCUACCGGCCUCCGUCUGGGACCUCCAACUCCCAGCAAGGCAACAUGUCUACAUCUUCAUCCUCAAUAUCUCUGCCUGAUGUAUAAAAAAAAAAGUAUUCUCACUGAUGUUUAAAUCACAGGAAUGUACUAACACCACAUUAAGUGCUUUUUAAUUAUUACAAUAUUUAUUUAUUUUGUAGCCAUUUUUGUUGCUUAGAUUUGUUUUUUAAAUAUAUGUAGUUCACUCAUAAACUACAUACAACUAGUAAUUUAUGUUGACUAAUACACAAAUAAAUUACUACUUGGGCCACAGUGACGCUACAGUUCACUGAAGAGCAGGUCGCAGUAUUUGUCAGAUAAAUGCAUUAAAAUCUAAAAGGCACCAACGUUAAAGACACAAAGUGUAACUACUGACCUGAUUGGUACCCAUCUAUCAGUCAAAGUGGCCACACAACUGAA
This is a messenger RNA of Oreochromis niloticus (Nile tilapia), 2944 nucleotides long. RefSeq names its product putative methyltransferase NSUN7. Gene Ontology annotation, molecular function: methyltransferase activity. The transcript has 13 exons. Bases 107 to 2590 code for a protein of 827 amino acids. Lineage: Eukaryota; Metazoa; Chordata; Actinopteri; Cichliformes; Cichlidae. The record is from RefSeq and is a predicted model, not a curated record.